Molecule: messenger RNA, 1915 nt
Organism: Rattus rattus (black rat)
Lineage: Eukaryota; Metazoa; Chordata; Mammalia; Rodentia; Muridae
Gene: Ripk3
Product: receptor interacting serine/threonine kinase 3
Exons: 9
Coding region: 256-1524 (422 amino acids)
Biological process (GO): protein phosphorylation
Molecular function (GO): JUN kinase kinase kinase activity; ATP binding
Source: RefSeq, a predicted model, not a curated record
AAUAGCCCCAAGGUUUUGCUUGCCCCACCCCAGGGGGCGGGAUUGCAGAAGUGCCCUCGUUUUUAAAAGGGAAGUUGUUCAGUCACUCAUUCAAAGUCCGGGGGAGCGACUUGGGAAGCGGAAUUCGGGGUCUGAACCUCCGUGCCCUGAGGACUCUGCCUUCCUCUCAGUCUAAACUCUCAGCGGUAGACGUUGUAGACGUCGGGGUUCCAGCUCCAUCUUUGCACACAUAAUCCAGGAAGCCGCUAGCUCCCGAUGUCUUCUGUCAAGUUAUGGCUCAAUGGUGCGUCAUCGAUCUCUCUCAUGGGCUCUGAAGAACUGGAGAACCUAGGAUUUGUGGGCAAAGGCGGGUUCGGAGCCGUGUUCCGGGCACGCCACACAGCAUGGAACCUUGAUGUAGCAGUCAAGAUCGUGAACUCGAAGAAGAUAUCCAGGGAGGUGAAGGCUAUGGUGAAUCUUCGUCAUGAGAACGUGCUGCUCCUGCUGGGGGUCACUGAGAACCUCGAGUGGGACUACGUGUACGGGCCGGCUCUGGUGACAGGAUUCAUGGAGAACGGCUCCCUCUCAGGGCUGCUGCAACCUUCAUGCCCUCGGCCCUGGCCUCUCCUCUGUCGCCUGCUACAGGAAGUGGUGCUGGGGAUGUGCUACCUACACAGCUUGAACCCUUCGCUACUGCACCGGGACCUCAAGCCCUCCAAUGUUCUGCUGGAUCCAGAGCUCCACGCCAAGUUAGCAGACUUUGGCCUGUCCACAUUUCAGGGAGGGUCACAGUCAAGCUCAGGGUCAGGAUCGAGAGAUUCCGGGGGCACCCUAGCUUACUUGGCCCCAGAGCUGUUGGAUAAUGACGGAAAGGCUUCUAAAGCAAGUGAUGUUUACAGUUUUGGGGUCCUCGUGUGGACAGUGCUGGCUGGAAGAGAAGCUGAGGUGGUAGACAAGACCUCACUAAUUCGUGGAGCAGUGUGUAACAGGCAGAGGCGACCUCCAUUGACAGAGCUGCCUCCGGACAGCCCUGAGACUCCUGGCUUAGAAGGACUGAAGGAAUUAAUGACGCAUUGCUGGAGUUCUGAGCCUAAAGACAGGCCAUCCUUCCAAGACUGUGAAUCAAAAACCAAUAAUGUUUACAUCCUGGUACAGGACAAGGUAGAUGCUGCUGUCUCCAAGGUAAAGCAUUAUCUGUCUCAGCACAGAAGCAGUGACACAAAGUUGUCUGCCAGAGAGUCCAGCCAAAAAGGUACAGAGGUGGAUUGCCCCAGGGAAACCAUAGUUUAUGAAAUGCUGGACCGCCUGCAUCUGGAGGAGCCCUCUGGAUCAGCUCCUGAAAGACUCACAAGUCUUACUGAGAGGAGAGCAAAGGAAGCAUCAUUUGGGCAUGCCACACCAGCAGGGACAUCAUCUGACACCUUGGCUGGCACUCCCCAAAUUCCACAUACUUUACCCUCCAGAGGCACAACACCUAGGCCAGUCUUUACUGAGACUCCAGAUCCUGACCCCCAAAGGAAUCAGGUGAGACACUGGCAAGACUAGAACAUGCCCUCUUAGCAAGGAGAACUUCAUGGUGAUGAGAUUCGCCUCUUAGAAAGCCUGAGAACUCUGUGUUGUUUGCAGGGAGAUGGAAGAAACAGCAAUCCUUGGUACACCCAGAACACACCAAAUCCAAUGACAGGGCUACAGUCUAUUGUCUUAAACAACUGUUCUGAAGUGCAGAUUGGACAACACAACUGCAUGUCAGUACAACCGAGAACUGCCUUUCCCAAGAAGGAGCCAGCACAGUUCGGCAGGGGUAGGGGCUGGUAGCCCGUCCACGUCCACAAGUAGACUUCGGAGAGGACCUGCAAGUGCCUGAAGCAGGAAAUACACCAUUCAGGCAGCCAGUAUAAAUAGAGUGAAAAUAAAAGCACUUUCUAAGCAACCUGAA